This is a messenger RNA of Trichoplusia ni (cabbage looper), 4843 nucleotides long. RefSeq names its product high-affinity choline transporter 1 (gene ChT). The transcript is spliced from 10 exons. Gene Ontology annotation, biological process: transmembrane transport; acetylcholine biosynthetic process; choline transport. Gene Ontology annotation, molecular function: choline:sodium symporter activity. The record is from RefSeq and is a predicted model, not a curated record. Lineage: Eukaryota; Metazoa; Arthropoda; Insecta; Lepidoptera; Noctuidae. Bases 1223 to 3007 code for a protein of 594 amino acids. Gene Ontology annotation, cellular component: plasma membrane.
CAUAUAUCACCUGAUUCGUUUGGCUUGCAGGCAACUGGCGCAAUAUUCACUACUAGCUCAUUUGAUUGAACGAACGUCAUAUUAGUGGUUAAGUACGUAAGUAAUUGGGCUUUUAACGUGAGAGGUGGUUGUACUUCUGCGAGUCAAUUUAUUAAUGUUUCAAGCAUUUGAAAUCACUCAUGUAUGUUUCAUGCUUAUGAUUAAAUGCGUGUCUUGUGUAACGUACGAGUUACGCCCAAUAAGCACGUUUGUUAUAGAUAGACUAUCAUAAAACUAGGUAAUAGUACAACGCAAUGAUCACACAAAUGACUAUUUCUAAACUUCAAUAAUUACUAACAUAAGGAUCAGGUUGGAAAGUUGUUGUCCAUCAAGGUGCUUUGGGAAUAAAGAUGUUAGAGAAAACGAUGAUUUGACCUGAACCGAGGAGGUCGACUUUUAAUGAGACCGGCUUCCAAUCAGUAUCAUCAUUAUCAGCUCGGGUCACCAACACAAUCAGACACAUGGUAGGCUUCCCUUUCUAUAUGCCAUUCUUCUCUGUCUAUUGGCAGUUUCACCCAUCUUAAUCCUCCUAUCUGUUUAUGCCACCAUCUCAUCCUCAGCCUAUGUGGAUCACACAGUUCGUUUUGCAUGAAGCGUUUGGCAUAUCAUAGUGAAACGUACUUACUCCCCAGUUUACUUUCAAACAUUCGUAGGCAAACACAAAACUCUUACGAAUGAAGCUAUCGCAGGUCAGAUAGAAACGACAGAUAUAACCGUUAAAGACCAUAAUUCCAGAAAAGGGCAGUGCUUUAUAAUGGUGUAAUAAUGUUUGCAAUACGUUAUUGUUUCCUAAUAAAAUAAUAGACUUAAGAUACUAGUUAGUAUUGCUGGCUCCCUCAUUGCUGAGUCUUCGUGUCGAAACUAAAAAUAACCUGAGUGCGGCGCCGAUCGAUGCUGGAUUGGAAACGUUUCAUAUCUGCUAUAGUUUGACUUUACUUGUACAAGGACAGGCCACUAAGAAAAAUGACUUUCAAUAUUGUUAUACUUCUAAUUAUGCUAUUAAAUUUGCGAACCUACAAAUCUUUACGUAUUUCAAUUACUUAUAUAUUAAUGCAGUUGUUUAAGAGGGACUCCUGAGGGUGCCCUCUCGUCCAUCAUCACACUUCCUUGACUGGUGAGGAUCCAUUGCUUAUAAAGCAGGUGGUAACCCGGUCUGUAAUUCCAGGAAAGAAAAGCCGUCACGAUGAUCAACAUAGCGGGUGUGGUGUCCAUCGUGCUGUUCUACGUGCUGAUCCUGGCUGUGGGCAUCUGGGCGGGCCGCAAGAAGCCCGCCGGCAACGACUCGGAGGAGGAGGUCAUGCUGGCCGGCCGGUCCAUCGGACUGUUCGUCGGGAUUUUCACAAUGACUGCCACAUGGGUCGGCGGAGGCUACAUCAACGGCACGGCGGAGGCCAUCUACACGUCGGGGCUGGUGUGGUGCCAGGCGCCCUUCGGAUACGCGCUCUCGCUCGUCUUCGGUGGUAUAUUCUUCGCGAACCCGAUGCGCAAGCAGGGCUACGUGACGAUGCUGGACCCGCUGCAGGACUCGUUCGGCAGCCGCAUGGGCGGCCUGCUGUUCCUGCCCGCGCUCUGCGGGGAGGUGUUCUGGGCCGCCGGCAUCCUCGCCGCACUCGGCGCCACGCUGGCCGUCAUCAUCGACAUGGACCACCGCACGUCCGUGAUCUUCUCAGCGUGCGUGGCGGUGUUCUACACGCUGUUCGGCGGCCUCUACUCCGUCGCAUACACCGACGUCAUACAGCUCUUCUGCAUAUUUAUCGGCUUGUGGAUGUGCAUUCCGUUCGCGUGGGCCAACGAGCACGUAAAGCCCCUCAGCUCUAUGGAGGUGGACUGGAUCGGGAAGGUGGACCCGGAGUAUUACUGGUUCUACGUCGACUACGGCCUGCUACUCGUGUUCGGGGGCAUUCCCUGGCAGGUAUAUUUCCAACGCGUGCUGAGCAGCAAGACGGCUGGUCGCGCGCAGAUCCUGUCGUACGUGGCUGCCAUCGGCUGCAUCUUCAUGGCCAUCCCGCCCGUGCUCAUCGGCGCCAUCGCCAAGGGCACCGCUUGGAACGAGACGGACUACCGUGGCGACCUGACGCCGGAGGGCGAGCUGACGUCAGAGCAGACCUCCAUGAUCCUGCCGCUGGUGCUGCAGCACCUCACGCCCGACUUCGUCUCGUUCUUCGGGCUGGGCGCCGUGUCCGCCGCCGUCAUGUCCUCCGCAGACUCCAGCGUGCUCAGCGCCAGCUCCAUGUUUGCUAGGAACGUGUACAAGCUGAUCUUCCGCCAGAACGCCUCGGAGAUGGAGAUCAUCUGGGUGAUGCGCGUGUCUAUCCUGGUGGUGGGCUGCCUCGCCACGCUCAUGGCGCUAACCAUCCCCUCCAUCUACGGCCUCUGGUCGAUGUGCUCGGACCUGGUGUACGUGAUCCUGUUCCCGCAGCUGUUGAUGGUGGUGCACUUCAAGAAGCACUGCAACACAUACGGCUCGCUGGCGGCCUACUGCGUGGCGAUGCUAGUGCGGCUCUCGGGCGGGGAGAAGCUGCUGGGGCUGCCGGCGCUCAUCCACUACCCCGGCUGGGACGCCGAGAACGAGGUGCAGCUGUUCCCCUUCCGGACCAUGGCCAUGACCAUGUCGCUGUUCACGCUCGCCUUCAUCUCUUGGCUCUCCGUGUUCCUGUUCAACUCUGGCUACCUGAGCCCCGAGUCGGACUAUUUCAACUGCGUGGUGAACAUUCCGGAGGACAUCCGGCGCGUGGACGAGCCGUCGGAGGCGGGCGAGCAGAUGUCGGUGCUGGGCGGUGUGCCGGGCCGGCUGUACGGCGCCGCCAGCACGCUGGUGGGCCCCGACGAGAAGUGCGGCCGAAUCAACCCCGCGCUGGAGCCCGACGACGACGAGCUGGACGACCCCAACGACGGGCCCACGCCACUGUUCGGCAGCAGCAGCGCGCCGCCGCCCGUGCAGCCCUACGGCAAGCAGACCGCCUUCUGAGAUAAGUGCCACCUCGCCGCCACCCCGCCUCGCUAGCGGGCCAUAUUAUAUUUUCCGAAAAUUUUACUAUUUCUAAUUUUCAUUCGAAUUUGGUAUGAUCGUUACAUCGAAGUAUGGAACAGUAAUUCAGUAUUUUUCGACUAAAUCGACUAGUUGUGCUCAAGACGAUCGAAACAUAUCAUGUAUAUCUUCCUGUACACUAACGUUUUGUAACUGUAUCAUAUCGGAGCUGAGACGAGUUCUGUUUGUUCUGAGUAAUGACGACGUAAGCGCAAACUGAUAUAAAAUAUAUUUCAUGAAAUAAUAUUAUCGUGUAGGUGUAAAGCAUUUAAGCAAUAGAUGUAUCUUAAUAGUUGGUGUAAAAAUUACGUAAGCUGUAUUAUUUUGUAGUAGAGCAAAUAAUUGUGAUUACGAAACUCAUACAUAUCAAAAUGUGAAUUAUAUUCGUUGUUAGACUAUGUAUAUAUACAUACUAUACAUAUAUAUUGUUUAUAUUGAUGACGAUUCCUUUUAAGUCAAUUAAUGUAGAGAGAAGUUCAGUAAAGUCGACGUGCUUAUAGCCACGGUGUCAGUGUGUGCGUGUGCGGGAGUGUCGUGACGCACAUGCGAUGCGAGGCGCCACGCACACUAGAGUAUAACGCAUCGCACAGCCUGCUGGACGGAGGUGUGUAGCACUGUAGGCGGAAAUCAUUUCCUUUAGAUAUUUAUAUGAAAAGCUAAAGCAAAACUAAUAUUUAUAAACAAAGUAUAUAACGCACUCGUGAAACAGAGUCACUCAAAUGACAUUAUAUCAAAUAUAUAACCAAAUGUUCAAGUCUAGUUCGUACAAGUUAGUGGUUGUUAUCAUUUUAUACAUUUUAUUUAAAUAGCGCAAAUUAUAUACGUUGGAUACUUUGUAUAGUUUAGAAGUGUGAUUCAUUCGCUUAGAGUGGCGUGAACCCAUUUAUAUAUGUAUAGAGCAAAAUAUAAAAGAAUUUAUAUAAAGGUAAUCUAUCGACGCGAUGUCCACUAACAAAUACUGGCCUAAAUCUGCUAGAACUAACAAAACGCAAUAAAAUAAAGGCAUAAUAAUUUCUUAUUAAUUUUCGCGUUUAUGUACUUAACUUGGAUAUUACGUGUUAGUGAGUGAAGAGCUUACGAGUGCCACGCGGCCAACUGUGGCCGAACAGUGGCCGACUUGUGGCCGACCAGGCGUCGCAGAUAGUAGUAAUGAAUCUUUUUAAACUUAUAUGUGUAUCGGUGUUCACAGUUGUCGUGUUUACCUCUCCCGAGCGUCGACACAUCCUAUGUCCGCGUGUCUGUGUCCAUAAGUAUAGCUGUUUGACGUUUCAUGUCACGAUGUAUCUACACUUAGCUGUCAACAAUGGCAACUUUUAUCCUUUUGGAUGUAAAUCAAUUAUAUACACAGAGUAUAAUAUACAUAUAAAUGCUUAUCGACACAUAUUUUAUGGAAAAGAUAUAUAAAAGUAGGUAAACAGUUGCCACGUUUGAUAUUUUUGAAGCUUUCGAAUUGUUUUUGAUAAUAAAGUUUAUAUAAAAAUCGUUUUGAAAUAUAACAUUGGGAUUAUAUAGAGUAUAUGUUGCGAAUAUAUAUUAUGUAUAUAAUGAUGUGAUAUCCUCUUGCCUAACCUCUGCUAGGUCGAACUCAAUACAUAUCUCUAUGUGACUUACAUAUACAUAUCAUAGUGUUAGUGUGACAUACAUAUCAUAGACGUAAGAGUAGAAUAGGUAUCGUUGUUGUUCUUCGGCGCCGCUGUCUGAUCGAUAACAUGCGGGACUACCCUUUACGAAACUAUUAUAUCUAGCAAACAGAUUACUCUCCAGACUAUAUACAUA